Messenger RNA from Helobdella robusta, 1032 nucleotides. RefSeq lists its product as hypothetical. Gene Ontology annotation, molecular function: G protein-coupled receptor activity. Gene Ontology annotation, cellular component: membrane. Gene Ontology annotation, biological process: cell surface receptor signaling pathway; adenylate cyclase-activating G protein-coupled receptor signaling pathway. The record is from RefSeq and is a predicted model, not a curated record. The annotation marks the transcript as partial. NCBI's taxonomy places the organism in Eukaryota, Metazoa, Annelida, Clitellata, Rhynchobdellida, Glossiphoniidae. The transcript has 8 exons.
UGCUCAUAUCUACAAAUUUCAGACGGAUUGAAGGGUGGAGAGUGGAUGAAUGAUGGGUGCCAUUUGGUCUCUUCCAAUUUAACACAUACCACGUGCAAUUGCAAACAUCUAACUAAUUUCGCUCUGCUCAUCAACGUCGUGCCUUAUGACGCAUAUAAACUUUCACCCACUCACGAAACGGCCUUGAAAGUGUUGACCUUCAUUGGAUGCACGAUUAGUAUCAUCACUCUCGCCCUCUCUUUCAUCAUAUUCUCUCUUGUCAAAUCCAUCCAAUGCGAACGCAACACCAUCCACAAGAACCUAUCAGCUUGCUUGUGCCUCGCCGAGAUCGGCUUCCUAUUGGCUAUAUCCAGUAAUAACUCCUAUAGCCUGUGCAAAGUGAUAGCCCUGAUGUGCCACUUCCUCUUCCUCUGUUCUUUCAGCUGGAUGUUGAUGGAGGGCAUUCAACUCUACCUCAUGCUCAUCAAAGUUUUUCAAUCCAAGAAAUCCAGGAUUGCCUGGAUAUAUGCUGUUGCAUACGGCGUUCCCACGUUGAUCAUCAUCAUAACUGCCAGUGUGAAUCUCAAUGGAUAUGGAACCGAAAACUUUUGCUGGCUGAGCAGUGAGACAGGAAUGAGAUGGGCGUUUGUUGGGCCUGCCAUAUCUGUGAUCGUGUUGAACUUGUUCUUGCUAAUGAUGGCGACGUACGUGAUGUGCAGGCACUCCAAUAGCCUCAGCAGUAAUAAGGAUAGCACGCUCAAACAGAUAAGCUGGUGGAUGAAAGGGCUGUCGACCUUGAUAGUGCUACUCGGCGUGACGUGGCUGGUGGGCGUCUUCAACAUGGUUGGUCGCAGUGUUUUCCUCACCUACGUCUUCGUCAUCGUCAACUCCCUACAGGGGCUGUUCAUAUUCAUCUUCCAUUGCCUCCUCAAUAAUAAGGUUGGAAUGGGAAGUCGUAUGGUUGGUUGGUUGGUUGUUUGGUUGGUUGGUUUGCUGGUUGGUUGGUUAGCUGGUUGGCUGGUUGAUUUUUUGGUUAAUUUGUUGGUUGGUUGA